Linum tenue is the source of this 3313-nucleotide messenger RNA. The record is from the annotation of a GenBank genome assembly. Lineage: Eukaryota; Viridiplantae; Streptophyta; Magnoliopsida; Malpighiales; Linaceae.
AGCCAAUCUCUCUCUACAAAAAAAGGCAAUCUCUUCUCCAUUGGUUUUCUUCAAUUCAUCAAUUUUCAUUUUGACGGUUGAUGCCCCAGCUUGAUCAUCAUCGCAUCUCCAUUUCCCUUUUCUUCUUCCAAUCAAUUUCCUCCCUCCUUUUCCGGAUUCGCUCUCUCAUAUUCCCCAAACCAUCCUUUCUACCUAUUUCUCCUCUCCUUCAUCGUGUCCUCCUCAUUCCCCAUUCUGCCUGCGCGUAGCUUUCAUGGAAUCGGAGGAUGACUUCGAUAUGCAAGACGCUGCCGAAUCUGCGGAAGACGAUUUCUACAGCGGUGGAGACGAUGGGUUCGAUACUGAUGACGCUGAUGAUUACGAGUUCAUCGACAAUGAUUCGGACGAUUCCGAUGACCUCGUCUCACAUCGCCACCAGCAAAAUUAUACGAUUUUGAGCGAAGCCGACAUUCGUCGCCGUCAGGACGAUGAUGUGGCGAGAAUAUCUACGGUGCUUUCUAUUUCUAAGGUUGCUGGCAGCAUCCUCCUCCGUCACUAUAACUGGAGCGUCAGUAAAGUUCAUGAUGAGUGGUUUGCUGACGAAGGGAGAGUACGUAAGGCUGUUGGCUUAUUGGAAGCACCUGUCGUGCCAUUUCCCGAUGGUAGAGAAGUGGGUAACCUUGAAGAUUCUCAUGCUUGUUCGUUUCUAUCGCUUGAGUCCGUCUGUGAUUGCGGAGUGGAAAAGGAUUAUUCAUGCCAACUGCAGUGUUAUAUUAGCACUGCCAUUAACGAUGGUCCUGGGUGUUUGAUGUUGCGAUGCCCUGAUCCCUCUUGUGCCGCUGCCGUUGGUCAAGAUAUGAUUAAUGCAUUGGCAUCUGGUGAAGAUAAGGAUAAAUACAUUCGUUACUUUGUCAGAUCUUACAUUGAGGAUAACAGGAAGACCAAAUGGUGUCCUGCUCCAGGCUGUGAUUAUGCUGUGGAUUUUAUUGUUGGCAGUGGGAGCUAUGAUGUCACUUGCCGCUGUUCAUAUAGCUUUUGCUGGAGUUGUACAGAGGAAGCUCACAGGCCUGUUGAUUGUGGAACUGUAGCCAAGUGGAUUCUGAAGAACAGUGCUGAGUCUGAAAACAUGAACUGGAGAACCUUGGUGAAGUACCCUCCUAAGCUGGUAUGCAUGCUGUGGUGGAAAGACAGGAUAUUAGCUAAUUCCAAGCCUUGCCCUAAGUGCAAGCGGCCAAUUGAGAAGAACCAAGGCUGCAUGCAUAUUACCUGCACCCCUCCCUGUAAAUUUGAAUUUUGCUGGCUUUGCCUUGGUGCUUGGACAGAACACGGGGAGAGGACUGGUGGGUUUUAUGCAUGUAACCGUUAUGAGACAGCAAAGCAGGAGGGAGUGUUCGAUGAGGCCGAGAAGAGAAGAGAGAUGGCCAAAAACUCGCUAGAGAGGUAUACACAUUACUAUGAACGAUGGGCAACAAAUCAAUCAUCAAGGCAAAAAGCAUUGGCAGACCUGCAGCAGAUGCAAACUGUGCAUCUGGAGAAGCUGAGUGACAAUCAAUGCCAACCUGAAUCCCAGCUGAAGUUUAUAACUGAGGCGUGGUUACAGAUAGUUGAAUGUCGCCGGGUUUUGAAGUGGACCUACUCCUACGGUUAUUAUUUACCUGAACACGAGCAUGCCAAGAGGCAGUUCUUUGAGUAUUUGCAAGGUGAGGCAGAGUCUGGUUUAGAGAGACUUCAUCAGUGCGCAGAGAAGGAGCUUCAAGUAUACCUGACUGCUGAGGGCCCUUCAAAAGAUUUCAAUGAGUUUCGCACCAAGCUUGCUGGAUUGACAAGUGUCACUCGGAACUACUUUGAAAAUUUAGUCCGGGCUUUAGAGAAUGGUCUGUCAGAUGUGGAUGUUCAUGGAGGCACCAGUAGGACCGGAAGCUCAAAAAGCAUAUUAGGUGGUGGUAGUAGUAGCAGUAGGGGAAGAGGUGGGAGAGGCAAGGGGUCAACAUCCAGGUCAAGUGGCGGCCUUAGUAGAGGAGGCAUUGACGAUUCAGGUCAUUGGUCCUGUGAACUUUGCACAUUUGCUAACAUCAAAUCAGCCACCAUAUGUGCAAUGUGUCAGCAGCGUCGUUAAUUUGGAUAUCACACUGCUACCAAUCAGCAAACAUAAUGAAACACUUCCCUGGCUGGGUUUGUCUCCUCCCCAGCAGAAAAGGUAGAAUCGAUUGAUCGUUGCCAAGGAGAGGAGGCGAGGUUGGGUGCGGAGUUAAAUCCUACUAACUAUCACUCUGCCUCCGAAUGUUCUGCAGCUGGGAAGGGGCAACUAUGGCAUUUGAAUUGAAAGGGAAUUGCUGAAACUCCACCUUUUUCCUUUCCAAAAUUUAUCCGUCAGUUUGUUGUAAAUAGGUGUUAAUCUAAGUGUGCUUCGAAUGCCAAAGCACUUAAGUGUAUUCAUUGAACUGUAAUCUCUUGUGGAUCUAAUGUAACUUAGUUAUGUCUUAGUACUGUGUUGUUGCUGUAGGGUUGCCAGUAUUCAAGCUGCUUUUGAUCGUAGAAAGCUAGUGAAGAUUUGUCGCCAUUGAUCCUCAGCCAGAGCUAGAAUGAAGAUAAAAAGUUGUACCUUAAAAUUUCAAGUGAUGGCAGUCUUGGUUUGUGGCAGUAUUCCAUAUCGGUCAGAAUUGAUAUUUGGACCGGAUCAAACCGAAUUGAAUAUAAUAUGCUUCGAUUCUUGGUUCAAUGAAUUUUAAAAAUACUGAAAAAAAAAAAAAAAUAAACUAGUUCGAUUUCGAUGCUUCUGUUCUGUAUAUACGUUUAGGCAAUGACGGGGAAUAUAUCGACGGGAGCACUGACGUACAGCUUCAUCCAAGCGGUGCACAAUGAGCCCGGUCUCAGUUACGGGCGCCUUCUAACCGCUAUGCGCCAAGCCAUCCAACUCGCUAGAUCUGGUGGCUUGCGCCUUACCGGCCCUAUUGCUUCCCUCCUAAACAACACACUCUUUAGCACACAGCUAAAACAGGAGCCUCAGUUGACUUGCUCACAGACAUUUGAAGUUUAUUCUAGGCAAUUUACUCUGUGAACCCAUAUCCUUCCUUCCUUUUGUUCGUGGAAGUGGGAUGACAACCUACUAACUCACUCCUCCUGUCCGAGACAAUUACUUUUGUGUUUGGGACCACCUAAUUGUAUGUUGGAAUAAAAAACAAAAAGUAUCUAAUUGAGUUAUUAGUUUCUUCAUUUUUCUUAAUGCCCGAACAACUUACAUAGACGGGGCCUACAUUAUUAGAUAUUAUGUUUGGCCAAUUCACAAACCUUGGCCAAAAAUCUAAACAAAGCAAGAGAGAACAAUUAUUUUGGU